This is a messenger RNA of Camellia sinensis, 834 nucleotides long. Lineage: Eukaryota; Viridiplantae; Streptophyta; Magnoliopsida; Ericales; Theaceae. The record is from RefSeq and is a predicted model, not a curated record.
AUGGUAAAGAAAGCACUUACCUCUCCAUUUACAAUGAUUGCGCUACAGCCCGAAAAGCCUCUACUACUGUACUUGACCUCUACUCCUCAGUCUAUUGGAGCUCUACUUGUCCAAGACAUAGAUGGCAUUAAGAAGUCAGUCUAUUACAUCAGUCACAAAGUCAAUGGUGCCGAGUCGCGAUAUACCCUAAUUGAGAGGCAUUGUUUAGCCUUAAUCUUCAUAGCGCAGAAGUUGCGCCACUAUUUUUUGGCACAUCCGAUCCAGGUUGUGACCCGGAGUGAUCCAAUCCACUACUUGCUGAGAAAGCCCGCUCUGACUGGAAGAAUGACAAGAUGGCUCUUGGCUCUAGCAGAAUAUGACAUCACUUGUGUUACCCCGAAGGCAAUUAAGAACCAAGCACUUGCAGACUUACUUGCCCAAUUCCCAUCUGGUGAACAUGAACCUGCAGAGGUACCCCUACCAGGUAAGGUCCAUGUCUCAGCAGCUGCAGUUGAGACUUAUUGGGACUUAAAAUUUGAUGGAGCUUCCGGAGUUGGGAAAGGUGGAGCUGGCAUAACACUAACCAAUCAAGCAAGAGAAAAUUUUCAUCUAUCAUAUAAGCUUGACUUCGAAUGUUCAAACAACGAAGCUGAAUAUGAGGCGUUGAUACUAGGUCUAAUUGCUGCCCAAAAGAAGGGCCUUCGCAAGUUGAAAAUUUGGGGCGACUCCAAACUAGUUGUCAAGCAAAUAAUGGGUGAUUUCGCCUUGAAAGAGCCUCUGUUGGCCCCAUAUCACACUGUGGUUCAGAGGUUGCUCACUCAAUUUGAUGAUGUCCAAAUCCAGCAUACCCCUUGA